This is a messenger RNA of Salpingoeca rosetta, 405 nucleotides long. RefSeq lists its product as uncharacterized. NCBI's taxonomy places the organism in Eukaryota, Choanoflagellata, Craspedida, Salpingoecidae. The record is from RefSeq and is a predicted model, not a curated record. The transcript has 5 exons. The coding region runs from base 1 to 405 and encodes 134 amino acids.
AUGUUGGCGAUAUCGCGCCUUGACACUUUGGGGAUUGCAAGUUCCCACGCCGCAUCCGGCGAGAAGGGUGUCUCGAAGGCCACCAUCCGACGUCGCGAGAAGCGAGCGCACGAGCGUGCGAGCGAGCGUCCACAGCAAUCCAACAAGAAGGAGCGCCCAUUGCCUUUGCGCCGCCACCAACUACAACAACAACAACAACAGCAGCAGCACGUUUCAUCCAACAGCACACAGCGAGACCAGGAUCUCACGACGCAGACACUUGCCGAGCUCCCUGACAACUGUCACAAGACCACAACAGUGCCAAACAAAACAAGGCACCAUCAUCAAAACAAGGCCACUCCAAACGCAGAAACGCGCGUGUUGCCUUGCGCCAUCUCCGGCCUUGCCUUGAAUCACACCGACUAA